GUCGUUUGGUAAAAUCUGCUUUGAAAACGGUUCAAUUACCAGACUGUCUCUCAAAACGCUUCAGUCUCCAAGGAACCUAAAAAAGCUUUCUUUUUGUGGAAAUUUUCUUAGAGAAAUUUGGGAUUCGAUUCUUAGGGUUUUCACCAAGCGUUCGUUCGCGACGAGCUCUCAAUUUUGAGGUUAUUGAUUUCUUCUUCUGAUCGAAUUUUCCAAAUCAACUUGUGUUUGUGGUUUUCUUUCUCAGCUCAGGGUUUCUGAAUUUCCCGUUUUCGAUCUCUUGAUACGAUCGAUCUUUCGAAUUGAAUUCAUUUAUCAAUUUUCGUUGCAGUCUCGUCGUCGGCGCAAUCAUCAUACACUUUGGGGAUCGCUUGUAAUGAGACGAAUUUCAAAGUUUGGUAUCUUUUACUUGCCUGAAUUGACCAAUUCCACUUUUACAUAGAGGGGUCUAAGGUUUGUUUAGGGUUCUCUGUUGCUUUAGGAGGUGGAUAUUUGUGUACUAGAGUGUUUUUUUUAGAUUCUAGGAACAUGUCUGGUGGAACUCCGGUUGGUGGUGGUGGGUACAUUAGGCAAAGACAUAGCCAAGGUUAUGCAUCUGGUGGUGAUGAUCUUGAGGAUGAUGCUUGCUCUAGGCCACAGCCUUUUUCUUUAGAGAAUCCUAGAAGUAAAACGUGGGUUGAGAUUUUGGAGAAUGUGCUUUGGAUUGCAUCUGCUGUGUUCAUUGUCUACUUUGGAGACAGGCACUCUAAUAUGAUACAUAUCCUCUUACACGAUGCUCGGAUCAAAAGGAUGCCUUUGUAUUUCGGGAUGUUGGGAAUAGCUGUGAACAUUAUAAUCAUAAUCUACGAAAGCAUGUUAUCGUGGAGCAUGAGAAGGUUUGAUGAGAAAUGGGAACUGUGGAGUAUCUCAGCUCUGCCUUUCAUCACCCUGCUCGGCCUCAUUUCAUUUGGCCUGCUCUCCUUUGCUCUGUGGCCUAUAUGGGGCUUCUUGACUCUCCCCCUUCUGUUCACAUUGUUCAUGGCUUGCCUUGUUGUGUUCCCGCAUCUCAUGAUCAUCAAAUUCAGGCCUCAAAAUGACGAACUCCGCAUAGAUUGAUAUGUAGAGAACGGAGAUAGUUAUUUGGGAAAGUGAAACCCUUUUGUUCUUUAGAAGUGAAUAAAUCUGAAAACUGAAG
This is a messenger RNA of Arabidopsis arenosa, 1171 nucleotides long. Lineage: Eukaryota; Viridiplantae; Streptophyta; Magnoliopsida; Brassicales; Brassicaceae. The record is from the annotation of a GenBank genome assembly.